This is a messenger RNA of Stegostoma tigrinum, 2493 nucleotides long. It is a transcript of the gene kif22, whose product is annotated as kinesin family member 22. Gene Ontology annotation, molecular function: ATP hydrolysis activity; ATP binding; microtubule binding. The transcript has 15 exons. The record is from RefSeq and is a predicted model, not a curated record. The coding region runs from base 132 to 2045 and encodes 637 amino acids. NCBI's taxonomy places the organism in Eukaryota, Metazoa, Chordata, Chondrichthyes, Orectolobiformes, Stegostomatidae. Gene Ontology annotation, biological process: microtubule-based movement. Gene Ontology annotation, cellular component: microtubule; kinesin complex.
UGCUGCGGACCAAUCAGAUGAGGCGCUUGGGGUCUGAGGGGUGGGGCUCUGGUGAGAUUUGAAUCGGGCGGCGGUUGGGACGAGCGAGAGAACUCGUUCUGGCCGGCACGAGGAGAAUUAAAAACAAACAGAUGCAGUCGAAGACGUCCAGCUUUCCUCCACCUCCUGCAGACGUCCAGUCCUCCAGGAAGGUGGCUGGUCCACACCAUCGCCGCCAGGUGCAGGUGGUGGUCCGCCUCCGGCCGUACCAGGCCACCGAGGAUGACCAGCAGCAGGGCCCCUGUGUGCGUGGCCUGGACACCCGCUCGCUGGAGAUCGUGAACUGGAGGAGUCGUAUGGAGACCAUGCAGUACAAUUUUGAUGCAUUUUACAGUGAUGACGCAUCACAACAGGAGAUCUAUGUGCACUCGGUGAAACCGAUCCUGUCGCAUAUCCUGAAUGGACAGAAUGCCAGUGUCUUUGCCUACGGCCCUACAGGAGCAGGCAAGACCCACACGAUGCUGGGCAGUGCCAAGCAGCCUGGGGUGGUGCCUCGUUCCCUGCUGGACAUAUUUCGCAUGGUGCGGGAGCAGAGGGACCAGCUGGGUGGGCCCUCCUGGAGUUUUUCUGUCACAAUGUCCUACCUGGAGAUCUACCAGGAAAAGGUGUUGGAUCUGCUGGAGACCAAGCACCAGGAUUUGCCUAUCCGAGAGGACCAAGACAAGAACAUUUUCAUUCCCAAACUGACGGAGCAACCGAUCACCAGCUUCGUGGAGUUUGAGCAGUUCUUCCUGCCUGCCACACAAAGACGGACCACGGCCAGCACCAAACUGAAUUGUCGUUCCAGUCGCAGUCACUCUGUGCUACUGAUCAAGGUGGUGAAAUUGCAGCGAGAGGCUCCGUUCCGACAGCUGACAGGGAAACUCUACCUCAUCGACCUGGCAGGAUCCGAGGAUAAUCGCAAGACCGGGAAUGAAGGUGUCAGGCUAAAGGAGAGUGGAGCCAUUAACACCUCCCUGUUUGUGUUGAGCAAAGUGGUGGAUGCACUAAACCAGGGCUUGUGCAGGAUUCCCUACAGGGACAGCAAGCUAACCCGCCUGCUGCAGGAUUCCCUAGGAGGCACUGCCCACAGUGUAAUGAUAACCAACAUCGCUCCAGAAUACAAACACUACUUUAACACCCUCACUGCCCUCAACUUUGCUGCCAAAUCCAAGCUGGUGGUCAACCGUCCCUUCACACAGGAAACCAUCCAGCCGAUAGGCAUUUGCCAUCUGAAGCGUUCCAAUGAGGGAGUUUCCUCAAGUUCACAGCAUCCAGCCAAGAGAAUGAAAUCAGCAGAGUCGGAGAGUGCUGAAGACUCAGAGGAGCUGAUUCUGAGCCCUCUCCUGAAGGCGGGAGAGUACGACCCAGACGCCUUUGACUCGGAUAUGUUGGAACGAAUUUCCAAUCUGGAAAAGAUGCUGCAGAAACAUGGGAAGAAUGGCCUUCCUUUGCUGGGUACUCCCAAAGAGGAGCGUCUACAGCUCCUGAAAAAGCUGGAAGAAAGUAGACUUCAAAUAGAGAAACUGGAGCAGAGGCAGAAGCAGCUGGAAAGAGCAAUCAGUUUGCAGGAAACUGCCGCAGAACAGGCCAUGAACAAUAAUCGUUUGGGAGUCUUGCACAGAGCCUCGGUGGCAAAGCAGAGAAAACAGGCUGUUGUGACCCCGCUGCAGUGUCUGGAUAACGGCGAGCUGCUCAAAACAGGCAACGUGCUUGUAUUGAAGAGGAAAGAGAAACAGGAAAUGAAGGAUUGUGGCAGUGAUGUGGAGAAUGAGCUUGAGCUGACCGUGGAUCAGGAACUGACUCAAAAACACAAGGAUUACAUCCUGAACAUCCUCAACAACGGAUCCCUGAAACAGCUGAAGACCCUGCACAGAGUGGGGGACAAAACUGCCAAGCUCAUCGUGGGCUGGAGGGAACACAAUGGGCCUUACAGUCAGAUUGAGGAUCUGGAGAAGAUUGGGAUGUCAUCGAGAACAGUGUCCACUUUCAUGAAGGCCAAUGUGGUGAGCUGUAUGGUGAAGUGAAUGCCUGGUGUGGGCGAAGGAUCCCAACCUCCUCCAAUGCUGAUCUUAACAUCUUUUACCUUUGCUGCACAUUCCAGAGUCUGGUGUGAAAACAGAAGCCUUCAGUGUGUGUCUUCUACCUGUUCCCACACCAAGCACCAAGACUGUAAUUAUGACAAGGAACUUGUGACUGAGAAAGUGAUUAAUAACUGUCAAGUGCAUCCAGUCUGGAGAUUGCUUUGUGCAGGGAAUGAGCAGGAGUCAUGGGCCCUGCUGUUACUUUUCAGUUUAAACUUUCCUCCAGGCCCUUAGCAAUCCACGCUUUACAGCAAGUUUCUCUUUUUUUAUAUAAGGACAUAGAAAGUGGCUGUACAUGGAACUGUCUCUAUCUUAGCCCAUGUGUCACUGCUGUUGCAUUUUAACCACUUCUGUAUUUUAAAUAAAGGGCCAGUGAAAUUUGUCUCCACAA